CCCGGCCUCCGCGCUCGAACAGAAACUGCUCUUCCAUUGAUUGGGCCCCGUUGGGCGAGGGGCCGGUGCGUGUGCCCCGAGCGAGCGCGUGCGGAAGGCAGAAGGGCAGGAAGUCGGCCUUGGCAGCGAGGGUGGCGGCACCGCGCAGGGGACGAGCCUUCCACAUUUAUGUGUCUGCCGGCCUUCGCCUUCUUCGCCCUAGGACUUCAGAAGCGUCUCCGAGCUGCGUUCCCCGCGUGGGAGGCACGGAAGGGCUGGAUGUCUGAACAACAUGAUUAUCCAUUAACCUCCAAACUUCCCUUUCUUUAACCCAAAGAAUAUCGGUGAUUUUUGUCCACUGCUAGCAGAAGAAGAGAGAACCCAGGGCUCUUGAAAUGCAGCAAAAUCCUUAUUUAUAAACAGGCCUGAGAUAGUGAUAGGCAAAGCCCCUGUACUCAGUGCAUUUUCUAUCCUAUGGAUAUCGGUCUUGAGAUUUGAGAUUGGAGAGCAGUACCGUCUGCACUGGGGUCUGGCAGCCUCCAUCCUUUCAAUGCCCAGUCUCCUCUGGGACUGCUGGCCUUCCCUGGAGAUCAGAGCGGUACUGUGUGCCAUGGGCUGUAUUCAGAGCAUCGGGGGCAAAGCCAGAGUCUUCCGGGAAGGUAUCACGGUGAUUGAUGUGAAAGCCUCUAUCGACCCCAUCCCCACCAGCAUCGAUGAGUCCUCCAGCGUGGUGCUCCGCUACCGGACACCCCACUUCCGGGCCUCGGCCCAGGUGGUCAUGCCACCCAUCCCCAAGAAAGAGACCUGGAUCGUCGGCUGGAUUCAGGCCUGCAGCCAUAUGGAGUUCUACAACCAGUACGGGGAGCAGGGCAUGUCCAGCUGGGAGCUCCCGGACCUCCAGGAGGGCAAGAUCGAGGCCAUCAGUGACUCAGACGGAGUGAACUACCCCUGGUACGGCAACACCACAGAGACGUGCACUAUUGUGGGUCCCACCAAGAGAGACUCCAAGUUCAUCAUCAGCAUGAACGACAACUUCUAUCCCAGCGUCACGUGGGCCGUGCCCGUCAGUGAGAGCAACGUGGCCAAGCUGACCAACAUCUACCGGGACCAGAGCUUCACCACGUGGCUGGUGGCCACCAACACCUCGACCAAUGACAUGAUCAUUUUGCAGACGCUGCACUGGCGGAUGCAGCUCAGCAUCGAGGUGAACCCCAACCGGCCCCUGGGCCAGCGCGCCAGGCUGCGGGAGCCCAUCGCCCAGGACCAGCCCAAAAUCCUGAGCAAGAACGAGCCGAUACCGCCCAGCGCCCUGGUCAAGCCCAAUGCCAACGACGCUCAGGUCCUCAUGUGGCGGCCCAAGUAUGGGCAGCCGCUGGUAGUGAUCCCACCCAAGCACCGGUAACAGCCAGCGUGCCCUGCUAGGCUGGACUCAAAUAAUAACACUGCUCCAACAACACCCACACGGACUCUUCAGUCAUUCAGCAAAAUACAACCACUCUACCUGCUCGAGCGGGCGGAUCUCACUGUGCAAAUGCCCCGGGAUGGCCUCCCCCAGCCCUCUUGGCACCUGCUUCCUUUCGGGGAGGGGGAGGCCCGGCCGGGACACCCAACCCCACGUCCCCCCUUCACCUUGGGUCUCCUUUUCUGGCAAUUCCAGUCAUUCACUUGCAAGACUCCCCGAAACAACUGCUUUUUCAGUUCUUC
This is a messenger RNA of Leptonychotes weddellii (Weddell seal), 1683 nucleotides long. It is a transcript of the gene FAM78A, whose product is annotated as family with sequence similarity 78 member A. The record is from RefSeq and is a predicted model, not a curated record. Lineage: Eukaryota; Metazoa; Chordata; Mammalia; Carnivora; Phocidae.